AUGCCUCAGGUUGACUCCUGGCUAGACUUCUCGGCUUUGCUUUCUUCGGAGCACCUGGCGAGCCUGAACAAGCACCUCGCCGGCCGGUCCUUCCUCGCCGGCGACGCUUUCUCGUUGGCGGAUGUCGCGGUCUACUUCGCUUGCGCCGCGGCCGUGGCCGCCGCUCCCCCCGCGGCCGGGAAGCAACUGCACUUCUGUCGGUGGUUCAAUCAAGUGCAACACCGCGUGAGGCUACUGGCGCCGUCUUGCACGGUCCUCCCCCCUACCGUACCCCUCAACAUCUUCUCGCCAGUCGCGGUGCCCCUGCCCGCAAAACAACCAGCCACCUCCAGCGGCGCAGCCCAAUCGGCAACCGCGGGGUUGGCGGCCGCGGCGGCGGCGGCGCCCGCCGGUGGUGUCGGCACAGAGAAAUCGGCGAGCGGUAGCAGCCCUGCAGAGGGCAAGAAGGACAAGAAGAAAAACAAGGGGGCGGCGGCGUGGGGUGAGGACGGGGAUGGUAAGGCGGCGGCGGCGGCGGCCGCGGCGAAGAGUGAGGCGAACAAGGGGAAGGGGUCUGCUGCGCCUGCUGCCGCCGCCGCCGCCGCCGCCGCGGAGGGGGACCCGUCGAAGCUCGACGUACGCGUUGGCACUAUCGUGAAAGCGUGGGAGCACCCUGACUCUGAGAAGCUGUUCUGCGAGGAGAUCGACCUUGGGGAGGGAACGAACAGGAGUAUCGCCUCGGGGCUGCGAGCGUUCUACACCUUGGAGGAGAUGCAGGGACGACGAGUUAUCGUUUUGGCUAACCUCAAGCCCCGCAACAUUGGUGGCUUUAAGAGCAAUGGGAUGGUCCUCUGUGCGUCCUCCGAAGAUCACAGCGUGGUGAAGAUCGUUGAGCCGCCGCCCGGCGCGGCCAUUGGGGCGCGAGUCACCGUGAGCGGGACGGAGGGGGAGCCGGCAACUCCCGCCCAAGUGCAGAAGAAAAAGAUUUUGGAGAAGUGCGUGCCCAAGCUCAAGACCAAUAGCGACGGGCUUCCCGGCUACGACGGCGUGGGCGUCUUUAACGUCGACGGCGAGCCUUGCGUGGCAACGAUCCCCGGGGCUUUCGUGUCGUAGUCGGUAUCCCUCUUGUUGUGACCGCGUACACUUUUCGUUUGGGACCUAUUGUAGAGCGAUCGAGCGGCAAUAGCAGCAGCAGCAGCAGCAGCAGCAGCGGUGGCAGACGUCCACGCACAGUUCUUGUGGCAGGGCAUGUGGUCAUAAUGUCAUAGUAAUCACUUUAAAGGUCCUUCGUGGGUCGCUACACACACUGCAAGCGUUCAAUCGGGAUAGCGCCACCAGUCGGUACGAACGACGCUUGUUUUGUGUAGGGCUGAGAGGAGGCUGGGGCAGCCUUGGGUUGGAAACAGAUACCAACGGCCAACAAUAGGUGGGAAGCUCUGUCUCUCCAUGCCAGAGGGAUACUGUAUGUCGAAAACCUUUGGGCACAUUUGUUUUGCGCUUCGGCAGCAGGGAUUGUGUUGCAAAGCCACCACUACUCUCAAGUUUGUUUGUGUUGCCGACGGUCUCGCCCUGACCCUGUGCAAGCCACCGGUCGUGCCUGGUUGUGGUAGCCGGUUGGCUUGGAUUUUUGUUUUGUUGCAGUACGAACCACGAGCUCCUUCCCGUGUUUUUGGGAGUGAAGGGAACGCAGCGAUUACCGUUUUUUUCACUGGUGCUGCUGUUGGGAAAUGGGUGUGGCAAAGUGACGCCGCCGCCUCGGGGGCCGCGUUCCGUGAGCCUUCACUUUUACCGAGAGUCAGAUGCGUGACUACCUGUUUUUUCGUUUUUCCUGAUGUACCUCGCGGAGGCUUGUGGGGCCUUCUGUCUAGGCUCAUGUAACCCUCCUUUGCUCACAAGGGGACGUUUUGCUUCGGGUGCUUCACCGCAUAUUCCAGCGCAAUCUCGAACAGAAUUCUUACCAAAACUUCUCUCAAAAGU
This is a messenger RNA of Ectocarpus sp. CCAP 1310/34, 1956 nucleotides long. Lineage: Eukaryota; Phaeophyceae; Ectocarpales; Ectocarpaceae. The record is from the annotation of a GenBank genome assembly.